This is a messenger RNA of Melampsora larici-populina 98AG31, 495 nucleotides long. RefSeq lists its product as uncharacterized. Lineage: Eukaryota; Fungi; Basidiomycota; Pucciniomycetes; Pucciniales; Melampsoraceae. The record is from RefSeq and is a predicted model, not a curated record. The coding region runs from base 1 to 495 and encodes 164 amino acids. The transcript has 5 exons.
AUGAUCCCUACAGCGCACCAUCCAACAAUCUCUACCACCAGACCGUUGACGCCUGAAGAAGAAAUAGCCAUGAGAGUUCAAACUUCGAUCAUUGAUUUACGCAAUUCCUCUUGCUCUUCAUCCUCUUCAGCUUCAACAUCCGAUUCUUCAGUGCCUUCAGAAGUUCCCUCUGAUCCACUUUUACAAGAUAUUGUCACUAAGCUUUCAUCCACUCAAAUUAUCAUACCUGGGCCACUUCCUCAAGAUCGCCUUUACAGUUACGAAAAAUCUAUUCCUACUGUGGUGUUAUAUGAUCAUCUCGGACUUGAGCUGUACGACCAGAUCACCGCUACUCAUGAUUACUACCCUUACGGUACCGAAUUGCAAAUCUUCAAACGACAUGGAGCCGAGAUUUCAAAUGGCAGCACAAGAGGAUAUAUGCGCAUAUUCUCACGACCAAAAGAUGGCCUUGGUCAUCAGCUAUCCACGCCCGACUUCCUACAAGUCUUUAUCUAA